CUUUCGCUCACUCUUUCAAACACAGAACAAACAAAAACGACAAUGGCGUCCACAGCCAAAACCAAAACCUCCAAACCGUUUCUUCCAUGGAAGACUCGCAUUUCAAUCUCCUUCCUCUCCGCCCUAACGGACGCCACGCGCCGCUCUAACGGCACCAUCAAUCGCCGUCUCCUCAACCUCCUCGAUCGCAAAUCCCAAGCUAACGACACCCCCGUCAACGGCGUUUCCACCAAGGACGUCACCGUCGACGCCGAUCGCAACAUCUGGUUUCGUGUCUUCACUCCCACCGCCGCCGUCGCCGGCAGCGAUGCCGCCUCCGUCCCCGUCAUCGUCUUCUUCCACGGUGGCGGCUUCGCGUUCCUCUCCCCAGCUUCCUUCGCCUACGACGCCGUUUGCCGGAGAUUCUGCCGUCAAAUUCCCGCCGUCGUCGUCUCCGUCAACUACCGCCUCUGCCCGGAGCACCGUUACCCUUCGCAAUACGACGACGGCGAAACCGUCCUCAGGUUCCUUGACGAGAAUCGCGCCUCUCUGCCGGCGAUAGCUGACUUGACGAGGUGCUUCGUGGCCGGAGACAGCGCCGGCGCAAACAUAUGCCACCACGUAGCAAUCCGGGUCUGCAAGUCCGAGCUCCGAGCUAUUCGGGUCGUCGGGUUGAUUAUGAUCCAACCGUACUUCGGCGGGGAGGAGCGGACUGAGUCGGAGAUUCGCCUGGAGGGGUCGCCGCUGGUGUCGAUGGCGAGGACGGAUUGGCUAUGGAAGGUGUUAUUGCCGGACGGGUCGGAUCGUGAUCACGGAGCCGCGAAUGUUAGCGGGCCGAAUGCUGAGAAUAUAUCGGGUCUGGAUUACCCGGAUACCCUUGUAUUCGUGGGUGGGUUUGACCCGUUACAGGAUUGGCAAAAGAGAUAUUAUGAGUGGUUAAGGAAAUCAGGAAAAGAGGCUCAGCUUAUUGAGUAUCCAAACAUGAUUCAUGCGUUUUAUGUGUUUCCUGAUUUGCCUGAGGCUUCUCAGUUGAUUUCACAAGUCAAGGAUUUCGUCACCAAGAAAAUCUCCAAUUCGAAAUGAUUAUUAUUAUUAUUAUUUUUAAAUUUUUAGUUGCGUAGUACUUGCUGAGUAGUGAUAAUUCUACUAGACCCCAUGCAUGUUAGGGGUCCCGAAAUUGGAAAUUUAAGAACUAUAUGAUCCGUUUAUGUUUUUGGGGUGUGUGUAUAGUUUGUGGUAGUGAUUAUGAUUGUUGUAUUUCAUUAUUCAUAUCAUAGUAAGGUGGUUUACAAGAGUGAUCUUGUGUAUGAUAAACUUAUAAGUUAAGGGUUUUAUUUAAAAUAAUAAUA
This is a messenger RNA of Gastrolobium bilobum, 1328 nucleotides long. Its product is annotated as probable carboxylesterase 18. Lineage: Eukaryota; Viridiplantae; Streptophyta; Magnoliopsida; Fabales; Fabaceae. The transcript has a single exon. Gene Ontology annotation, molecular function: carboxylic ester hydrolase activity. The coding region runs from base 43 to 1062 and encodes 339 amino acids. Gene Ontology annotation, biological process: pollen tube growth. The record is from RefSeq and is a predicted model, not a curated record.